AUGCUCACAAUAGGGGAGCUCUACCGGUCGAAUUGGCCACCGGCCAGUUUCCCAACUUUCAUCAAGCAAUAUGACACGAGAUCACAUCUCCCUAUACGGGUCUUCCUGCCACAGUCGUACGACAUGAGCACAGGAAUCCCACUGCCAGUCCUUUUCACCGUACACGGCGGCGGCUUCUCCAUGGGCAGCGCAACGGACGAUGAUCGGUGGAAUCGACUCUUUGCCGACACACAGGGCGUCAUGGUGGUCGGACUGAACCACUCCAAAGCGCCCUACGCGCCAUACCCUACGGCCAUCUACGACCUCGAGGCCGUGAUUCUGGCGGUCAUGAACGACAUAAGUCUGCCGAUAGACCGCACGCGCACCGCCAUCGGCGGUUCCUUCUCGGGCGCCACCCUCGCCUUUGCCGUCGCCCAGCUGGCUAGGAUCCGGACGCAGGUCGCCUUCCGGGCCGUCUUCAGCAGCUGCGGACUGUUGGAGCUAGGCAUUCCGGCGUCGGCAAAGGCCAAGACUAGGCCGUAUAAGCCAGGGCUGAGCUCUGCCCGAUCCGGCGCCACAGACAGCAUGGCAAAUGCUCUCCCAUCCAUACAAUGGGGAUACACGCCGGCGGGGACCGACAUGACAGACCCGCUCUAUGCACCAUUCUACGCACCUGCCAGUGCCUUGCCGCCACAUGUGUGCCUUUUGGCGGCCGAACUUGACAUACUCGCUCACGAUGCUUGGCGCAUGGCAUGUCGCCUAGCCGGCCGCCGAGUCCCGGGGAUGGAGGAGCAGGUAGGACGGCCUGGGGUGGGGGCACGGGGGAUGCUGGAACUUACCGACGCUGCUUUCGGCUUCGAGGUCGUCAUGGGGGCAUCAUCUGGUGGGGGUGUCCGGAGCGUCAAGUGGUUGUUGGUCCCGGACGCCCUGCAUGGGUUUGAUCUUCGCCUGCCAGAUGCGCUGGCCGGGGACGAUGAGACCAGGGAGGACGCGAACAUGAAGACCAGACAGGCCGUGGUUGCGUUGGGACAGUGGUUGAGGGGGGUCGUUUGGGGGAUGUGA
Neoarthrinium moseri is the source of this 1041-nucleotide messenger RNA. RefSeq lists its product as uncharacterized. Bases 1 to 1041 code for a protein of 346 amino acids. Gene Ontology annotation, molecular function: hydrolase activity. Lineage: Eukaryota; Fungi; Ascomycota; Sordariomycetes; Amphisphaeriales; Apiosporaceae. The transcript is spliced from 2 exons. The record is from RefSeq and is a predicted model, not a curated record.